Spodoptera littoralis (African cotton leafworm) is the source of this 1989-nucleotide messenger RNA. NCBI's taxonomy places the organism in Eukaryota, Metazoa, Arthropoda, Insecta, Lepidoptera, Noctuidae. The record is from the annotation of a GenBank genome assembly.
AUGGUGCGUCCUUAUCUUAAGAACGUAGAAUCACCAAAAUUGCGCUCGCGUAAUUCGCAAAAGUUGCGAGCAGCGCAUUCGACAAAUGUGGACAGGACAGGCCAUGUCAUGAAAAUAACAAGAACAAGAGCCAUGGCGAAGUUGUGUCUUAUGACCAUUUUGGUCAUAUUAUUGGUGCAACUCAUCACAUUUAACCGCGCAUACAUUUCAUCAGAUGACGCUACAAUCGCCCAUACAUAUACGCCAGCAUGGAGGUACAGGUGUGUACCAGACCAGGGUUGCGAGAGAACGUCACACCCACAACCAGGUGUGGAGAUAACCACCAGGAACAACAGUGGCAUGCUGUUUGCCAGUAUGGACGUCUGCCGGACAGUCUGUGGCAGAUUUGGUGGACUCUGGCCACGACCUGUAACAGCUGCUAUUGGCUUACAAACUGUUAAAAUUCAUCCGAAUUAUUUGAGAUUCGAUUUGCAAAAUGUUCCCGCACCAGUUGUAUCUCUUAUGGCGGAUAUGACAAAGCUGGUUGGCCCCAAUUUGGUGGCAGAAUGUGAUGGUACCGUGACUGAGGUUGUUGAAACGCCUGUGGUGGUCUACCUGACCGUGAGGAGUGCUGACAAGUCUUUAACCCUGAACACCAAUGAGGAAUACAUGCUAGAUGUCCAGUAUAAUAAUAAAGAGGGGCAGGUAUCAGUGCGCAUAACUGCUGAAACAGUAUACGGAGCUCGCCAUGCGCUGGAAACGUUCACACAAUUAGUAGCAUCCAGCAAACCAGACUUCGCAGACGAUCAAACUUGCAGCCUCCUACUCGUCUCUGGUGCUAAAGUCCGAGAUCGUCCAGCAUACAAAUACAGAGGACUCCUAAUUGACAGCAGUAGACAUUUCAUACCCAUGGACAAUUUGAAGAAGACCAUGGAUGGCAUGGCAGCCAAUAAAAUGAACGUGUUCCACUGGCAUGUCACCGACUCGCAUAGCUUUCCUCUUGAGUCUACUAGAGUGCCACAGUUUACCAGAUACGGAGCCUAUUCUUCGGAGGAAAUCUAUUCUGCGGAAGAGGUUCGGGAGCUGAUCCAAUAUGCCCAAGUACGAGGCAUUCGCGUCGUCAUCGAAAUCGACUCGCCCGCACAUGCUGGCAAUGGUUGGCAAUGGGGACCUGAAUAUGGCUUGGGUCAUCUUGCAGUCUGUGUAAACCAAUGGCCGUGGCGAGGGAUAUGUGUGGAGCCUCCCUGUGGACAGUUGAAUCCUGCCAACCCUGAGGUGUACCGCGUGCUAGGCGACCUCUACCGGGACAUCGCUGAUGCUUUACCAACACCUGCUCUACUUCACGUAGGAGGAGAUGAGGUCUACAUUGAAUGCUGGAAUCGGACCGAAGAGAUCAUCAAUUACAUGAGAAACAAGAACUAUGAUCCAACAUCGGAUGGUUUCUUGAAAUUAUGGGCAGAGUUCCAUGAGAAGGCGUUGGCUGCUUGGGACGAGGUGAUGGAAGCAGCGGGAACACCAAAGCAGCCCGUCAUGAUCUGGUCUUCCGACCUGACACAGCCGCAGUGGAUCAACACUCAUCUGAACAAAGAAAGGUAUAUUGUCGAAGUAUGGGAGCCAGUAGGCAGCCAACUGCUACUCAAACUGCUGGGGAUGGGAUACCAAACCGUCUCAGUCCCCAAGGAUAUUUGGUACUUAGACCAUGGUUUCUGGGGAAACACCAAAUAUAGUAAUUGGAGGAAGAUGUAUGCCCACAUGUUGCCCAAGGAUGACAAUAUGCUAGGAGGAGAGGUGGCCAUGUGGACCGAAUAUUUGGAUGAGCAAGCCUUAGACACGCGCGUGUGGCCUCGCGCGGCGGCAGUAGCGGAGAGGUUGUGGUCGGACCCAACAGCAGAUGUGCUAUCGGCUGAAGCUCGCAUGCAGAGACAGCGCACGCGGCUCAUCAAACGCGGCCUGCGCGCUGACGCCAUCUCCCCGGCAUGGUGCUCACAACACGACUCCAGGUGCUUCUGA